AUGGAGACACGCGGAGAGAAGAAGAAAAGAGAGGAGACAAACCGCGGGGGGAGGAAGGGGAUAUUUGAAUCCCGCGACAUUUUACGAAAGUGGCAAAGAGAUGCAAUCGUGGGGCAUAACUUACUUCCCCGUGUCUCUGGUCUCGCACAAUGCGUGCAGCUAGCAGCCAGCAGCGAGGAGAGACUAGGACAGAACCAGGACCAAGGACGCUGUCCAGACGGUACGAGUACGGAGUCCAACACGAUCCACUUGUUUGAGCUGGCGGCUCCGCUAGGUGGAGCCAAGAUCCCGGAUGCAUCAAUUAUCAUCGAUUAA
Molecule: messenger RNA, 315 nt
Organism: Penicillium waksmanii
Lineage: Eukaryota; Fungi; Ascomycota; Eurotiomycetes; Eurotiales; Aspergillaceae
Exons: 1
Coding region: 1-315 (104 amino acids)
Source: RefSeq, a predicted model, not a curated record